UGACUAUAUACACAUAUCGCAAUCAUGGCGUCUUCGUUUGUCCGUAUCGCAAGGACGUCUCUGAAUACACAACGGACCACAUUCGGUCAAAGAGCUCUGUUCUCUUCAUCGACAAAUUCGCAAUGGAGAGCAACUUCUAUACUACAACAAGAAGCAAUAGCAGAAACCAGUUCAAGAGGUUCGGAAGCUGUCACAGGAAACAUUCUCAGAGCUUCAAAGCGAGGAAGAACCCCGAUCGAAAAGCCGGAAGAUUUUAUUACAGCUAUCGCAAAGCCCAGAAGAGGAGAUUUGAAAACCAUCUUGACCGCUUUAGGUGAAGAAGGUACGAUGGACAGCUUGCUGGGAUUAAAUGGCUUCAAGCUUAAGGAAGCCGGUGUUCCAGUCAAAGAGAGGCGGUAUUUCCUUUGGUGCUUAGAACGUUUCAAACAAGGUCAACAUCCCUCAGAAGUUGCAUACGACAUCAAACCAAAGAAAACGAUUCGCGGUUGGGGUCCUCGUGUCCAGAACGGGAUCAGAGUCAGAGGGAUGAAGCGACCUGGAGAGAAGUGAAAAGGUUUGCUAUCAACCAAUGUAUGUAUCAGUAUUUGUCAAUUUAUUCCUUCGCUCUC
This is a messenger RNA of Meira miltonrushii, 608 nucleotides long. RefSeq lists its product as uncharacterized. The record is from RefSeq and is a predicted model, not a curated record. Gene Ontology annotation, cellular component: mitochondrion. NCBI's taxonomy places the organism in Eukaryota, Fungi, Basidiomycota, Exobasidiomycetes, Exobasidiales, Brachybasidiaceae. The transcript has 3 exons. The coding region runs from base 328 to 549 and encodes 73 amino acids.